CCAAUCCUUUCCCCUUCCCCUUCUCCUUAUCGGCGUUAUCGCCGUCACCAGUCACAACUCGCGGCGCACGCGUAUCAGAGGAGGAAAAGGGAUCUCCACUCUCACUCCGCCUCCCCCCUUCGAGGUUCCAAUCUGGUCCUCGGGCCUUGCUCGCUAGGAAUCGACGAGGGAGGGACGGAGGCGAGAUGGGGAAGAACCAGGCGUACAAGGCGAUGCAGAGGGCGCGGCUGGGGUCGUCCUCCGGCGCCCCCGGCGAGGGAGAGGAAGACGGCAUGACGGACGGUUCAUUUCAUUCUCCAGAGUGGCACGCGGCGCGCUUGGCCAGCCUCAACAAGACACACACCCUCACGUGGGAGGAGUUCAAGAAGAAGCAGAAGGACGAGGAGCUAAAGAGAGGUGAGGUUGAGGCUGACAAAGAUAAAAUGAUGAGAGAGUAUAGAGCUCAACUAGAUGCUGAAAGAGCCCAAAAGUUAGGUCGUGGAAGAGACAACGUAAAGUCAAAAUCAUCUUCUUCCAAGAAAGAAAAGAAGGAUAAGGAUGCAAAGAAACGGAUUAAAAAGAGGAGGAAGCACAGAAGUUCAUCGGAAAGUUCCAGCUCGUCAUCUGAAUCAUCAAGCAGUGAUGAUGAGGAUAGGACUUCAAGAAAAUCCAGGUCACGUUCAAGAUCAAAGAGAAACAAGAAGGAUAAGAAGCACCGGUCAAGAUCAAAGCAUGCUGGCAGUGAUAGUGAGGAGGAAGGAGGUCCUGUUCGUCUCUCUAAGUUCUUUGGGAAUGCAAAGAAUUAGAUGCUAUACUGAUACACCCGAAGCCAGUUAGCUGCUCCCGAAACCACUUUCAUUUUAAGUUAUCAAUUGGUGGGUGUAGAUUGUAUUUCUAUUCAGAUUACUGUCUGAAGGUUGUGGGAAUCAGUUUCCAUUAUGUUUCUCAAGAGAAUGUUGGCAAUUGGAGUGUUAGGUGUUGGAUCAUUAUAUGCAUCCUGCAACUAGUAAGAAAUACCUGAUAUUGCUGCACUAUUGUAACUUGAGGGAUAGCGACAGUAUUUAUAUAUUCGAUCUGAACCGCUUUAUUUCUUUUUUCAGAAA
Messenger RNA from Brachypodium distachyon (stiff brome), 1082 nucleotides. RefSeq names its product corepressor interacting with RBPJ 1. The record is from RefSeq and is a predicted model, not a curated record. The transcript is spliced from 5 exons. NCBI's taxonomy places the organism in Eukaryota, Viridiplantae, Streptophyta, Magnoliopsida, Poales, Poaceae. Bases 186 to 785 code for a protein of 199 amino acids.